CCCGAGAGGUCGGCGGGAGGCGUCGCGCGCGGACUGGCGGCGGGCACAUCGAGGGCCGGGGUCAGCCUUCUCCAGCAACGAGCCCUGGGGUCCGGGAGGUACCCGGCAGCUCCGCGCCCCGCUCUCGGCCUGCCCGCCCCCGCCGCAGGCCCCGGGAGGAGCGCGGUCGCAGUGAGACUCCGGGCCUCGCGGCCGCGCCUCAAACCCCGUCCGGGCGGGCUCCCUGCUAACGCGAAGUAAUGCCACCAAGAAGAAAUGAGAAAUACAGACUUUCUGUCCCACUUCCAGAAGGGAAGGUUUUGUAUGAUAUGGAAGGAAACCAAUGGGUGCUGGGCAAGAUAAUUGGCUCUGGAGGAUUUGGACUGAUAUACUUAGCUUUCCCCAUGAAUAAACCAGAAAAAGAUGCAAGACAUGUAAUAAAAGUGGAAUAUCAAGAAAAUGGCCCGUUAUUUUCAGAACUUAAGUUUUAUCAAAGAGUUGCAAAAAGAAACUGUAUCAAAAAAUGGAUAGAAGUCAAACAACUUGAUUAUUUAGGAAUUCCACUGUUUUAUGGAUCUGGUCUUACUGAAUUCAAGGGAAGAAGUUACAGAUUUAUGGUAAUGGAAAGACUAGGAAAAGAUUUGCAGAAGAUCUCAGACCAGAAUGGUACUUUUAAAAAGUCAACUGUCCUGCAGCUAGGUAUCCGAAUGUUGGAUGUACUGGAAUUUAUACAUGAAAAUGAGUAUGUUCAUGGUGAUAUAAAGGCAGCAAAUCUACUUUUGGGUUACAGAAAUCCAGAUCAGGUUUAUCUUGCAGAUUAUGGACUUGCCUACAGAUAUUGUCCUAAUGGGAACCACAAACACUAUCAGGAAAAUCCUAGGAAAGGCCAUAAUGGGACAAUAGAGUUUACUAGCUUGGAUGCCCACAAGGGAGUAGCUCUGUCCAGACGAAGUGACCUUGAAAUCCUUGGCUACUGCCUGCUGCGGUGGUUAUGUGGGAAACUGCCCUGGGAACGGAACCUGAAGGACCCUGUGGCUGUGCAGACUGCUAAAACAAAGCUGUUGGAUGAACUCCCUGAGUCAGUGCUUCAAUGGGCUCCUUCCAGAAGCAGUUGCUGUAAGUCAAAUGGUGAAAUAGCCCAAUAUUUGGCAUGUGCUUAUAAUUUAGCAUAUGAUGAAAAACCAAAUUACCAAAUGCUCAAGAAAAUUCUGAACCCAGGUGGAAUGCCUUUAGGACCACUGGAAUUUUCCACCAAAGGAGAGAGUAUAAAUGUGUAUACUCCAAACAAUCAAACAGUUGAUUCGAGAAAGGCUGCAGCAAAGCAAGUCAAUCAGAUGCAAAAGAGGUUAAGAGAAAAAAAUGUCCAUAGUGAAAGAAGUGCUGAGUCCUGUGCAAUGUGGAGAAAAGUGCUAAAAGAGGAGGCGCUGAUUGGAUUGCUUCACAAUGAAAACGCUCAGGAAAGCACAAGAAGGCGGCAAAAAUAUUGUGAGUCUCAAUUUCUGAAUGAAGUAGAAAGUUCUCCAAAUGCAUCUUAUGAAUCCCAUCAAGACUGUACCAGUCCAGAUAUAUUUGACAGGUCAAGAUCUCCACCUUGGUACAAAUACACUUCUACAGCUGAUAUGGAGGCUACAGACUUAGAAGAAACUACAGGAUUCUGGCUUACAAAUUCCCAGUUUACUCUUAGCGAAAAGACAAAGGCAGAUAUCUAUUAUUAUGGCUUCACCAUUCUUUUCCUUUUGAUAUUAGUAUAUCUGUCUUUAUGUUUUCUCUGAAGAUAUCAAAAUCCUUUUGAUAAAGUUUCCAGUUCUCCACAGAAAUGUUAUAUUCAGGGUUUCCUUCCAGACAUUUUCAAGGUAAUUGGCUAUAAAAAAGUUAC
This is a messenger RNA of Manis javanica (Malayan pangolin), 1855 nucleotides long. Lineage: Eukaryota; Metazoa; Chordata; Mammalia; Pholidota; Manidae. The record is from RefSeq and is a predicted model, not a curated record.